Messenger RNA from Babesia ovata, 342 nucleotides. Its product is annotated as heat shock mitochondrial protein, putative. The record is from RefSeq and is a predicted model, not a curated record. The transcript has a single exon. Bases 1 to 342 code for a protein of 113 amino acids. Lineage: Eukaryota; Apicomplexa; Aconoidasida; Piroplasmida; Babesiidae.
AUGCCCUCGAGAUCGGACUCCGAUGCCGCAGUGGCAGACGACGCCGGUACAGAGUCUUCGAACCUCACGCUAUUGUGGCGCCCUGGAGCUGGUGCAUCCACGUCGUAUUCCGCUGUUUCCUGCGACUGCGAGCCAGGUCGACGAGGUGACACUACGAUCAUGCUGGGCGACGCAUUUGUCAACGCCAACGUCUCAGCUGCGGUGUUCUCCGGUGGUGACGUGGUUGAUGCGUUCAACCCCGAGACUAGCAUGGACUUGGUAAUGUCCAGUUUGUCUUCCAUAAGGUUGCGAAGUUCUGAAAAGCCGAACCCUGUAGUACUCGGUCCAGAAGUGCGUGCGUAG